AUCCACCGAGCUAAUCCUCUCCCGCUCUCCCCUCCUCCUCCCUUCUCCCCUCCCCUCCCCCUCCCACUCCCCUCGGCGACGAGGACGGGGCCAGCCAGCCGCGCAGCCCCGCCACCACCGCACCGCACCGGCCGGCGGCGUGGUGUGUAUGACCAGGGUUCUGAAGGAAUCAAGAUUCUGAUAUAGUUUCUGGAUACUUCAUUCCCUUGAUUCAAAAUGACACCUGUGAUUCAUUGUUCUGUUGGCAAUAUUAGCCUGUUUCACAUUGGAAGUAUCAGGACCAGCCGAGAGAUCCAGAUAAGAAGAUUCCAGGGCUCAACUGGGUAUUCAAGGGUAGCAUCACCAUCACCUCGAAGACUGUUGCAGCCACAAACAGCAUUUCACUUGAUCAGUAUCUACAAAAGAAGAAGCUGGUCCUCAGCCCAGAGGCCAAGAACCUUGUCUGCUGCAACUGUAGGGACUGAUGUCACAGUGGAGGAUCAGAAUCCAUCCCCCUCAGGAGAAGCUUCCGAUGAAGCCUCUGAGGCUGCACCUGAUGCUGUUGAAGCAAGUGAGCAGGGUGAGGCUAGCACGGACCAAGCUUCUUCUGCCCGUAAAUCAGGACGCAACAUACGGAAGAGUGAGAUGCCUCCAUUGACUGAUGAGGAUCUAGUUCCUGGUGCAUCUUUUACUGGGAAGGUGAGGUCUAUCAAGCCAUUUGGAGUUUUUGUUGACAUUGGAGCAUUCACGGAAGGCCUUGUUCAUAUCUCCCGAGUAAGUGACGGGUUUGUAAAAGAUAUAUCUUCCCUCUUCACUGUUGGACAAGAGGUGUCGGUCAGAUUGCUUGAAGCAAAUAAGGAAACGGGGCGCAUCUCUUUGACCAUGAGGGAAGGUGAUGACUAUGUCAAGCCGAAAAAGGAAGCACCUAAGGCUGAAAGUAAUGGGCGGAGUGCCACUGCGACCCCCAGAAGCUCACCUAGGCAAACAAAGGAAAGACAGGAAGCCAAGGCAACAGGCGAGUCAAAAUAUGCACCAGGGCAAUCUCUGAAGGGCACUGUGAAAAGUACAACAAGAGCUGGGACAUUUGUGACACUUCCUGAUGGGAGUGAAGGGUUCCUUCCCAGAGAAGAGGAAGCAGUGGCACUGUUUACCCUUAUUGGACAAUCUGCAAUGGAAGUUGGUAAACAGAUACGGGUUAAAGUACUGAAUGUAGCACAAGGUCAGGCCACUUUGACCAUGAAAGAUUUGGAAGAUGAUGAAGACGAUUUGCAAACGCUAAACAUGGAGCUUAAGCGGGACUGGUCCAGAGGAACCAAUGCAUUUGAGUUGGCUUUCCGUAGGAACAAGGAGAUCUCUGCAUUCUUGGAUCAGAGGGAAAAGACAAAAGUGCCAGAAGUACAUGCAGCUGCUGGAGUAGCAGUGGACACUGUAGUUGAUGCUGAAGCAAGCAGUGAUCAAAUCGAGGACAAGGAAAGCGAAACAGGCACGGCUGAAUUAGUUGAAGCGGAUCGUUCAGUUUCUGCUACAGAAACUGAAGGCAAAGAGGAGGUUAGCUCUUCCAUUGAAGCUGCCACCACCAGUAUCGAGGAAGCUGCUCUGGCGGAUGAGGAAAGUGGUGAAGAAUUGAGCACUGUGUCAGAAGUAGCAACUGAUGUUCCUGCCCCUGUAUCCGAAGUCUCUUCUCAGGAGGGAAUUGAGGUUUCUACUUCUGUGGCAGAUGCAGCUGAUGACCAAACUGUAGAAUCUACAGUUGGUGUUGAGCUGUCCUCCAAUGGGGUCCCAGAAACUAGUGUGUCUUCAGUUUCAGAAACUGAGGACAAACCUGCCGAGCCUGAAGAAUCUUCAGCAGUUGAAGAGGUUCCUGUAACAGCAAGCACCACUACAGCCAUUAUUUCUCCUUCCCUUGUGAAGCAACUGCGUGAAGCAACUGGAGCAGGCAUGAUGGACUGCAAAAAGGCUCUUGCAGAAACAGGGGGUGACAUUGAGAAAGCUCAAGAAUUCCUACGAAAGAAAGGUUUGGCAGCUGCUGACAAGAGGGCUGGCAGAGCUACUGCUGAGGGAAGAAUUGGUUCUUAUAUACAUGACAGCAGGAUUGGGGUCCUUAUUGAAGUGAAUUGUGAGACCGACUUUGUAUCCCGAGGUGACAUCUUCAAAGAAUUAGUUGAGGAUCUUGCCAUGCAAGUUGCUGCUUGCCCUCAAGUGCAGUACAUCUCCAUUGAUGACGUCCCUGAGGAGGUUGUGAAGAAGGAGACAGAGCUAGAGAUGCAGAGGGAGGACCUCUUGUCAAAGCCUGAGCAGAUCCGGGCUAAGAUUGUUGAAGGACGUGUAAAGAAGAGGCUUGGAGAAUUUGCAUUGUUUGAACAGCCAUUCAUCAAGAAUGACAAGGUAACAAUAAGUGAAUGGGUGAAGCAAACCAUAGCUACAACUGGAGAGAACAUGAAGGUCAAGAGAUUUGCCCGGUACAACCUUGGUGAAGGGUUGGAGAAGAAAAACCAGGAUUUUGCUGCUGAAGUUGCAGCCCAGACAGCAGCAAAGCCACCGCCAUCUGCUCCUCCUUUGGAGGACAAGCCUGCUGAAACAACAGAAGCUGCUGAGAAGAAGCCAGCUGUUGCAGUUUCAGCUGCAUUGGUAAAGCAACUCCGCGAUGAAACUGGUGCUGGUAUGAUGGACUGCAAGAAAGCGCUGGCUGAGACCGGUGGUGACCUUCAGCAGGCUCAGGAGUUUCUCAGGAAGAAGGGUCUCUCAUCUGCAGAUAAGAAAUCAUCUCGCCUAGCUGCUGAAGGCCUUAUUGGCUCCUACAUCCACGACAACCGCAUCGGAUGCAUGAUUGAGGUCAACUCUGAGACCGACUUUGUGGCUCGCAACGAGAAGUUCAAGGAGCUCGUGAACGACCUCGCGAUGCAAGUGGUGGCAUGCCCACAGGUUGACUAUGUCUCAGUGGAGGACAUCCCAGAGAGCAUCAUCAGCAAGGAGAAGGAGAUUGAGAUGCAGAGGGAUGACCUGCAGUCCAAACCUGAGAACAUCAGGGAGAAGAUUGUCGAAGGACGCAUAGCGAAGAGGCUUGGGGUGAUGGCCCUCCUGGAGCAGCCCUAUAUCAAGGACGACAGCAAGACAGUGAAGGAUCUUGUGAAGGAGACGAUAGCCUCCCUCGGGGAGAACAUCAAGGUUCGAAGGUUUAUCCGGUACACCCUCGGCGAGGAUUGAUUGAUUAGGCGGUGAGCUCAGUUACCGUCCUGACAUGAGAAAUUGGGCACAUUUUGAUUCGAGGAGGUGCAUAGCUGUUGUUAGUUUGUACUCAGUCCCAUCUGUAAUUCUGUAUCACCAGUUACUACUUUUCCUUGUUCUAAAGAAAACUUCUUAGCAGUCCUCUGUAGAUGACAAGAGAGGUCAAUAUGUCCAUCAAAAGCAUUACAACAUUACGGCAAAUUAAAUUUUGUAUCUUUUUCA
Setaria italica (foxtail millet) is the source of this 3426-nucleotide messenger RNA. RefSeq lists its product as uncharacterized. The transcript has 4 exons. Bases 217 to 3183 code for a protein of 988 amino acids. Gene Ontology annotation, cellular component: mitochondrial matrix. NCBI's taxonomy places the organism in Eukaryota, Viridiplantae, Streptophyta, Magnoliopsida, Poales, Poaceae. Gene Ontology annotation, biological process: mitochondrial translational elongation. The record is from RefSeq and is a predicted model, not a curated record. Gene Ontology annotation, molecular function: protein binding; translation elongation factor activity.